This is a messenger RNA of Helianthus annuus (common sunflower), 1811 nucleotides long. RefSeq names its product U1 small nuclear ribonucleoprotein 70 kDa. Gene Ontology annotation, cellular component: U1 snRNP; U2-type prespliceosome; precatalytic spliceosome. Gene Ontology annotation, biological process: mRNA splicing, via spliceosome. The transcript is spliced from 9 exons. NCBI's taxonomy places the organism in Eukaryota, Viridiplantae, Streptophyta, Magnoliopsida, Asterales, Asteraceae. The record is from RefSeq and is a predicted model, not a curated record. Gene Ontology annotation, molecular function: U1 snRNA binding; mRNA binding. Bases 127 to 1560 code for a protein of 477 amino acids.
AUGAUCCAUUAUCUAUCAUCAAAACAAAACCCUCACUCCGUUAACCGCUAAUAACAAAUCGAUCUCUCCCUCCACCUGCUGAAUUCACGGUGAAAUUCGAACAAUCUGUGAUCCGAUUUGGAAACCAUGGGGGAUUACAACGAUGCGUUCAUGCGCGGCAACAACGCCGCCGUUCAAGCUCGUACGAAGCAACAGAAUCGCGCCAAUCUCAUGCAAAUGAAGCUGAUUGGACAGAGUCAUCCAACAGGGUUGACCAAUAAUUUGUUAAAGCUUUUCGAGCCACGGCCUCCUCUGGAGUAUAAGCCACCACCUGAGAAGAGAAAAUGUCCACCAUACACAGGCAUGGCGCAAUUUGUAAGCAGCUUUGUUGAGCCUACUGACCCUGAAUAUGCACCUCCUGUUGAGAAGGGCGAAACUCCUGGCCAAAAGAAGGCUAGGAUUCACCAGCUACGGCUUGAAGAAGGUGCGAAAAAGGCUGCCGAGGAACUUGAGAAAUAUGAUCCAAACAGUGACCCAAAUAUAUCUGGAGAUCCUUACAAGACGUUGUUUGUAGCUAAUCUUAACUAUGAGACAACUGAGAGCAGAAUAAAAAGGGAGUUUGAGGCAUAUGGCCCCAUCAAACGGGUUCGUUUGAUUGCUGAUAAAGAGACCAACAAACCAAGAGGAUAUGCUUUCAUAGAGUACAUGCAUACACGCGAUAUGAAAGCUGCAUAUAAACAAGCGGAUGGAAGGAAGCUUGAUAACAGAAGAGUGCUUGUGGAUGUUGAACGUGGUAGAACCGUCCCUAACUGGCGACCCCGUAGACUUGGCGGGGGACUCGGAACAAGCAGGGUUGGAGGUGAAGAAGUUAACCAGAAGAACUCUGGGAGAGAACAACAACAAUCAGGAGGGGCGACUCGAUCUGUGGAGCCAAGAGCACAAGAAGAACGAGAACACCGGGAGAAGUCACGUGAACAGGUUAAGGAGAGGGAACGUGAGAAGUCUCGUGAACGGUCUCACGAUAGACCAAGGGACCGGGAGCACCGGGAAGAUAGGCACCAUAGGGACCGUGACCGAAAGUCAGACCGUGGUGACCGGGACCGAGAUCGUAGCGGCCGUGAUCGUGACCGACAUCGAGACCGAGACCGUAGUGGACGUGAUCGUGAUCGUAGUGGUCGUGACCGUGAUCGCCACCGUGAGAAGGAUCGGGAGGGUGAUGUUGAACACAUAGACCGUGACCGUGGGCGGUCACGUGACAAGGACUAUGAUUAUGAGCGGGUUGAUAGACACGAGAGAGACAAACAUGAGGAUAGGCAAAAGAGCUAUGACCAUGGGGACCAGGAGGAAUGGUAUGACCAACCUGAACAUGGGGGUGAUAAGCGGGUUGACCCAGAACGGGAUCUGGGAGGUUAUGACUACUAUGAUCAAGAACGAUAUAAUCAUCAAGAUCAUGAUCAUGAUCGUUAUGGCCAGAUGGAGCAAGAUAACUAUGAAGGAGGAAAGCUAGAUACACGUGACAAGGAUCGUGAUCGUGAGUAUAGGCGAUCGGAUAGGUCGCUUUCGCGUGAGUAUGAAUACUAAAGCAGUUCAAAUCAAAAUACGCACAUGUAUGUGCUCGUUUGUUCACCUUUUGUUUUGGUUUUGGUUUUGGUUGUGUGUUCUUUCGACUUUGGGCAUUUUUUACUCGGACUUGCAAAGUCCGCUCUGUUAUAGAGGGGUGGAUUGUUUUUCACGUUACAUGACAAGAAUUCUAAGUUGUAAUAUGCAGUGAACUUGUUUGACGUUUCGCAGACAUUGCUUGCCAUCUGGCUUAUGUUUCCCUCAUUUGUGCA